Messenger RNA from Cantharellus anzutake, 1401 nucleotides. Its product is annotated as FMN-linked oxidoreductase. Lineage: Eukaryota; Fungi; Basidiomycota; Agaricomycetes; Cantharellales; Hydnaceae. The record is from RefSeq and is a predicted model, not a curated record. Gene Ontology annotation, cellular component: intracellular anatomical structure. The transcript has 7 exons. The coding region runs from base 1 to 1401 and encodes 466 amino acids. Gene Ontology annotation, molecular function: NADP binding; FMN binding; NADPH dehydrogenase activity.
AUGUCCAGUCCCAUCUCUCAGUCCGUUCUCAAAUCUUUCAAAUUCCCCCCAGUGGGUAGAGAUAGGAGAUUUCGCACGGUUAUCGGCCCCUAUCUAAAUAAAUAUGCACCCAAUGCGAAAGAGUAUUAUCCAGUGAGCGAGCCCCCGCCGGGGACACCUUUACCAGCGGAUAAGCAUCCAGAAAACAAGGACUUGCCAAAACUGUUUCAACCAUUGACUAUCAGGGGUGUGACGUUCAAGAACCGACUUUGGGUGUCUCCUAUGUGUCAGUACAGUUCCAUCGAUGGUCUUAUGACUGAUUGGCACCUCGUUCACCUUGGAAGCUUCGCCAUCCACGGCGCCGGGUCGAUAUGCGUCGAGGCCACAGCCGUGGUGCCAGAAGGCCGCACAACUCCAGUGGAUAACGGCAUAUGGUCGGACAAACACAUUCCCCAACUCAAACGCGUCACCGAUUUUGUCCACGCUCAGGGGACGACUAUUGGGAUCCAGCUAGCCCACGCAGGACGUAAGGCCAGCACUCGAGCGCCUUGGGCUCAGAAAAGUUCAGGCGGAGGCAACAGCAUGUUUGGGAGCUCCGUUGCAACUCCUGAAGAAGGUGGAUGGCCAGAGAAUGUCGUUGCCCCUUCUGCCAUUCGGUAUAAAGAUGCGUACCCUAAGCCAAAAGCUCUGACUGAGCGGCAGAUUAACAAUAUUGAAGACGCCUUCACCGCGGCCGCUCGUCGUGCAAAGCAGGCCGGUUUUGACUUUGUUGAGAUCCACGGAGCUCACGGGUACCUCAUCAACGAGUUUCUAUCCCCUCUCUCAAAUGUUCGUACCGACGAAUACGGCGGCUCUUUCGAGAACCGCGUUCGAAUCGCUCUCGACAUCGCCAAGCGAGUCCGUGCCGAGGUCGGCGAGUCUUACCCCGUUUUCUACCGUAUCUCCGGGAAUGAUUGGGCCGAGGGCCCUGAGAGGGACGAAUCCUCCGGAGAAUGGAGACAAUGGGGCGUCGAGCAAACUUCCCAACUCGUGAGGCUGUUAAAGGAUGAAUCUGGCGUGGAUCUCGCACACAUCAGCUCUGGUGGCUUAUGGGCACAGCAACGGAUGACGGUUGCACCAGGUUUUCAAGUUCCGUUGGCGGAGUCUGUCAAGAAGCAUAAUCCUGAUGUGUUAAUCGGUUCUGUUGGGAUGAUUACUGAUGGGAAGCAGGCUGAGGGGAUCCUGCAGAAGGGUCAAGCAGACGUAAUCCGAGCUGCUCGUGAGUUUCUGCGCAACACGGAUUUCGCAUUACACUCCGCGAUGCAGCUUGGAGUGGCCGUCAAGCCGGUGAAUCAGUACGAGCUUGCUUGGGUCGGGAUGAUGCACCAAAAAAAGCUUCUAAGCGGUGACAAAGGCGUACCUCCGGCGUUGAGUCACGGAUAG